UAUCGUUAGACGGAUGGUAGGUGGAUAGCUGUAAAUACGAACUCUAUACGUUCGACUGAUUAAAUGCAGACCAACAUGGUAAAUAACAAACAACUGCGAUUUGGUCGAAUUUGAAACUUGUAUCAAGAUUUUGUACGACGACCGUCUUUAAGCAGCUGUAUCUUUGGCCUAGCUAUGAAGAAAAUCACACGCAGACCGAGUAGACGGAUUAUCACCUCGACUAAAAGCGCGGUGAGUGAUACUAGUGAAAACCCUCAUGAAACUGGCGAAACUACUCCCAGUUCAGAACAGAAGGCUUCGGAGAAGAAAACCCACGAGAAAAAAACUCAUGGGCCCAAAAACUCCGAACAGAAAAACUCUGACCAAAAAACUGCCGACCAGAAAAAUUCUGAUCCCAAACACCCGGAACAAAAAAACUCUGAGCAAAAAGGCUCAGAACAAAAAAAUUCCGAACAGAAAACUCCCUCGCAACACAGAAAGGGUUCCGAAGUAAACGGCUUGAAGGAUAAUAGCAAUAAGGAAGCACCUCCUGCGAAAACUCCCCAACAAUGGGCGACUUCCGAAACUUUGUUGUCGUUAUGUCAGAAGAAAGACUGGUUGGGGACUGAGAUGCGAAUGAAAACGUUGGAAAAGGACCACAAGGAGGUGAACGAAGCAGAUAAGGAAAACGGCUUCACUCCAUUAAUAAUUGCUGCCAAUGAAACCAAAUACAUCAUCGCAGAACGUCUAAUCGAUCUGGGAGCCAACAUUAAUGCGCAGGCGCAUGAUGGACGAACAGCUCUGGCAAUGGCAGCUGUCUCAUCGAAAGACGAUGUGGUGAAACUUCUUGUGUCCAAGAAAGCAGAUGCCUUAAUAGCUGGAGGUCCCAAGAAGAACAUACCGCUGCACUGGGCAAGUUCAAAACCUAACCCAACGAUAGGUAUCAUUACCUGCCUAUUAAAAUCCGUCGGUGCUGACACGACUUUAAAUACCAAUCAGGAUUCCCACACAGCUUUGAUGUUAGCUGUCCUAUCUGAUAAUGUAGCCGCAUGCAAGGAACUCAUUCGAGUUGGGAAUAAACAGCAACUAUACAUAAAAACUAAGACAAUUGGUGAUACGGCGUUACAUAUCGCUUGCCGGAAGAAAAACAUUGAAAUUUUGCGGUUGUUGGUCGAAUCCGGAACUCCUGUGAAUAUUCAGAAUAGCAAUCUUCAGACUGUUCUACACUUAGGAGCAUAUGAUGGAGACGAAGUGGUAUUGAAAUGCUUACAGCAACUACGUGCUGAUCCUAACAUCGGGGACAAGCUGGACAAGACUCCGCUUCACAUCGCCGCCGAACGAGACAACACUGAAGCAAUGGAUAUACUCAUUGAGAAAUUCAAAGCCAGCAUUGUGGCACGAGCUAAAAACGGUAACACACUCAUGCACUUCGCUGCCAAUGCUGGUCACCAAAACACCGUUUUGUUCUUCUUGAAGAAAGGAGUUCCUCUCAACAUGCCAAACAAGUCAGGAGCUGUCGCCCUUCACGUUGCUGCAAUGAACGGCCAUGUGUCUGUGGUGAAGGCACUAUUGCAAAAAGGGGCUGCGGUGGAUACAGAAACCAAGGAUGGUUACACAGCCCUGCACUUAGCAGUGAAACACUCGCAUCCUGAAGUUGUACAAGUUUUGCUUGGUUUCGGAGCACGGGUUGAUGGUAAAGCAGGAAAGUCACAUGAGAUGCCGCUUCACCUGGCAGCGAAAGCCAAAGACGGAGAGUUGUGUGCCGAGAUGUUAUUAAAGAGUGGAGCUGACCCGAAUGUGAGACUGGAGAAUGGUGAAACUGUUUUCCAUUUGGCUGCCCGCAGUGGACAUCUCGAACUGAUAAAAACGCUGCUCGAAGAAGACUGCAGUCCUACACAACAAUCGAAAACAGGAGACACGCCUCUACAUCUAGCUGUCCGCUAUUGUCAUCCUACCUUAGUUUCCGAGAUACUCACGAACGUCAGCAACAAAAAAUCCAGAUCCGAAGCCGUCUUUCUGGUCAACUUACCACAAAAGGAAGGAGAAACACCGAUGCAUUACGCCACGGAUCUUAUUCCGGAUAAGAUCCGAUCGGAAUUUGACGACACUGACGUCAUCAAAACACUGCUUGAAUUCGGCGGGGACAUCAGCUGCACCACCAAAUUGACACGCGAGACUCCAUUCCAUUAUGCUGCACGUUCCGGUAACAGUAAUGUACUUCUGGAAAUAACAAAAAGUAAAUCUCCAUCAGAUAUACGCGCCAUUGUCAAUAAACAGUCAAUAAAUGGUUGGUCACCUCUGCUAGUUGCAAGUGAGAAAGGCCAGUUGGAAAUUGUCAAGAUUCUCCUGCAGAACAACGCACGUAUAGAUGUAUUUGAUGAGCAUGGAAAAGCAGCAUUGCAUUUAGCAGCAGAGAAUGGUCAUGAAGAAGUUGCAGAUUUAUUGCUGGAAUAUAAAGCUUUUGUGAAUGCAAAAUCCAAAAUCGGAGUGACGCCACUUCAUUUAGCCGCACAAAAUGGCUACUGUAACUUAGUAAAGUUACUCAUUGAGAAACACAAUGCAUCGAUUGAUGCCCUUACGCUGAGAAGAAUUAUCUCUUGUCUGAUUAACACUAUGACAUCAAAUGCAGAAGUGGUUUUAUUUUUGAUAGGCCGCUGUCGGCUUGGUCAAACGCCUCUUCACUUGGCUGCCAAAAAUGACCACUCUGAAGUCGUCAAGUUAUUUCUCAAACACAAACAAGAACUGGUGUCCAUGAACAGUAUGAAUGGUAUGACCUGUGCACAUAUUGCUGCCGAAAGGGGUAGCGUAGCUGUCAUAAAGGAACUGAUGAAGUUCAGCCGAGCUACAGUAACCACCGUACGGAACCGCAAAACGGGAAACACAGCCCUACACCUGGCGGCCUCUGGUGGACAUAAGAAUGUAUUACUCACCAUAUUGGAGGCUGGAGCUCUGGCCACUGACGAGAACCACCAUGGCAUGACGACUCUGCAUCUCGCGGCCCAAUAUGGCUAUGUCCACAUCCUCGAAGCGUUGAAGGAUUCCAUCUCGUGGGAAUAUACGAGUAAAAAGACCGGGCUCACGGCUCUGCACAUUGCUGCCCGAUACGCACAAGUAAACUUUGUACAGGAGAUGUUAACACGGGUAUCAGCCACUGUACCUAGCAAAUGUCCGUCAGAAUCGAAUUCAGAAGACAUAGAGUAUGGCUUGACUCCUUUACACAUGGCUGCACAAUCAGGUCAUGAAGGGCUGGUUCGAAUCCUGCUCAACUCCGCUGGGGUGUACUUCGAUGCUUAUACAGCAAUUAAUGUGGACAAACACAAGAGGACGGCAUUACACCUAGCCGCUGGUAAUGGCCAUAUAAACAUGGUCCGUCUGUUACUGGGUCAAGGAGCAGACAUCAAUGCCGUUGAAGAGAAUGGCUGUACGGCACUACACUACGCCAGUAAGUAUGGUUACCUGAACGUUGCCAAACUAUUGGUAGAAAGCGGUGCCAGUACGAAUGUGACCUGUCACGACGGCAAAUUACCAAUCUGUUAUGCCUCUGCUUCCAGUCACACAGACAUUCUUCAUUUCCUUAUGAAGAAGGAUCUUGACACGUAUCACUUGAUGGAGGACAAAAAGUUUGUAUUCGAUUUAAUGGUGUGUGGGAAACUGAACCACAACAAGUGUAUCCAAGAUUUCGUUCUCAUCUGCAAGGCUCCGCUGGAGGCAGCAGUGAAGCUAUGUCGCAACUUCCGGACGAUUGCUUCCAAAGAGAAAGAACGUUCUAAAGAUCUUGAACUAGCAGCCGACUACUGUGAAGAAAUGGCCACCAACAUCAUGACCAUUUCGUCCAGUCUUUAUAAUUCCGAACCUCUUCUCAGGUCGGUGGACCAGAACAACACACAGUUUUUGGACUUCCUCAUAGAAAACGAACAGAAGGCUGUGGUGGCCCAUCCAACCGUACAACAACAUCUGUCUCACAUCUGGAUGGGCAGCUUGGAGUGGUCAAGUGCUCAGAUAUUUUUAUUAUUCCUGAUCUGUCUACUUCUGCCUCCAGUCUGGCUAAUACUCUCUUUACCUCUUAAUCACAGGUACGCCAAAACCCCGAUCAUCAAAUUUAUGGCUUAUCUCAUAUCUCAUCUUUAUCUCUUGGCACUCUUCACCAUCACAGUCGUGUUACCAAUCAAACCAAUUUCGGUAUCUCCAAGUCUCAUCCCUUUCUGGUACGAGUGGAUUCUACUAGCCUGGUUGUCUGGUCUUCUAGUCUCCGAAAUCACCAACCCAGCCGACAGGGCUGGUCUUGGCUGGAUCCGAAUUAUAACCUUGGUCGUCUGCGCUAUCGGACUACUCGUACACUUGCUGGCCAUCGUCCUCUCCAUCUACAGCGGCGAAGAUCUGCGUGUGUACCUCUACAUCAGGAACCAGUUCCUCGCUUUUGGCAUGCUCCUUGGUUUCGUACAGCUACUAGAGUUUUUCUCCUUCCAUCACUUAUUUGGUCCCUGGGGCGUGAUCAUCCACGAUCUCAUCAAAGACUUGAUCAAAUUCCUUGUGAUUUUACUUCUCUUCAUGGUUGGUUUCAGCUUCCACCUGGUAGCCAUUUACCAACCAGUCUACGACAGAGAUCUUUCCGCGAAUAUAUCGGUGAUGGAUAUGUUUGAAUUUCUCUUCUUCUCGCUGUUCGGUCUCGUCGACCGCGACAGCUUCCCGCUACUCUCCAACUCUCUAAGCUGGGUCAACAAACUAGUCGACGCCAUUUUCGGUAUUUAUAUGAUGGUCACGUUGAUCGUCUUAAUAAACUUACUGAUUGCUAUGAUGUCGGACACAUAUCAACGUAUCCAGAGUCAGUCAGACACAGAGUGGAAGUUUGGACGGGCGAAACUAAUCAGAAACAUGAACAAACAGUCUAUAUCGCCUCCGCCGAUCAACCUAUUCACCAAGUUCCUUGCCUACUGCUGGGCGUUCUACAAACACAAAUGUAAAUUAUGCACCGUGAAUGUCCAGCCCUACCUUGAUGAACCGAACACUGACCUCCAGAAUGUCGAAUCACACUCACCGGACGGGCUUGUCCCUUACGAACAGGAAAGUUGGAAAGCCAACAAAAUUUCACCAGAAUGUGAGACAGUCUUGCAUUUUUUUAUUCUUUUAUUUCAAAACACAUUUAUUGGUCAUUUGCGAGUGUGAGUGUGGGUGCCACUGCUGUUUGAGAAGUACAUAAAAUAUAAAAUUUGUAAG
This is a messenger RNA of Octopus bimaculoides (California two-spot octopus), 5193 nucleotides long. RefSeq lists its product as uncharacterized. The record is from RefSeq and is a predicted model, not a curated record. Gene Ontology annotation, cellular component: membrane. Gene Ontology annotation, molecular function: protein binding; calcium channel activity. Lineage: Eukaryota; Metazoa; Mollusca; Cephalopoda; Octopoda; Octopodidae. Gene Ontology annotation, biological process: calcium ion transmembrane transport.